AUGAUAGAAGUUCAAGGUGUGCUGCAGUUUUUUGCUAUCUGGCAGGACGAACUGGAUUACCCGGCAGAUGUACCCACGUGCACACGAUUGUCCUAUUUAGAAGCAUUUCAUCUCACUAUUCGUCCUACACCAAAAGAAUUUGUCGCUUCCAAAGCGGCAACAUACCAAACGCUGCUUUGCUUCACCGAUUCACCGAGUAAACCAUUCCGUUUCCGGGGCACACGGGACAACCGGCUUUUGGCGCAUCAAGAUGGGAGCAACGAACAGUUCGAAAUCUUUCUUCUGGUAUGUUUUUGGACAGCUACUGCGAAAAAAUUCAAAGAUUUUCAGAUCCAAGCGCCUUUUCGUAGCGCAGACAUGGUGAGCAUCUUCGAAACACUGUGA
Gongylonema pulchrum is the source of this 384-nucleotide messenger RNA. Lineage: Eukaryota; Metazoa; Nematoda; Chromadorea; Rhabditida; Gongylonematidae. The record is from the annotation of a GenBank genome assembly.